Ceraceosorus guamensis is the source of this 1159-nucleotide messenger RNA. RefSeq names its product thioredoxin-like protein. The coding region runs from base 382 to 894 and encodes 170 amino acids. Lineage: Eukaryota; Fungi; Basidiomycota; Exobasidiomycetes; Ceraceosorales; Ceraceosoraceae. Gene Ontology annotation, molecular function: protein disulfide isomerase activity. Gene Ontology annotation, cellular component: endoplasmic reticulum. Gene Ontology annotation, biological process: protein folding. The transcript is spliced from 3 exons. The record is from RefSeq and is a predicted model, not a curated record.
CGGAUGAUGAAUGGCUCUUGUACGCUGCUGGCUCUAAUGUGGACGCCCUCCCGAUGAGGCUGCACGCCGAAACUUUGGUCACGAGUCGCGAGUGUGAGAGGUGUGGACAAACAAGCAUGCAUGCCAAGGACUUUUGACUGAGAACUCCACUCGGGGGCGGUGGCCGUCGCAUGCGCGACCAGAUUACCACCAACAUCGUCGUCCUCACGCUCGCCAAACAUCAUCCAUACCUCGUCCCUUUUUGGACAUCGCGUUCCUGCAAGAGUAUUCGAGCCAGCAACUCACCAUUCACGACUUGCCCUCGCAACUCGGAAUACCGUCGCGCAGUCUUUUAGCCCCUUCACGUCCUGCUCAGCUCAUUCGUAGCAGGUUCGUUUCACAAUGCGAUUGGCAGAGCUUUACACGAGAUGGGCGCAGAUCAGUGUGCUUCUGUGCUCUCUGCUCAUCCAACUGGUCAGCUGCGUUCCAUCGCCAGCUCCAGUCGGUUUCGGCGACAUCAACGCCAAAUUGCCCGCCUUGACACCUUCAGACUUCAGCACUUCAACAUCCAAAGGAAUGUGGUUGGUGGAAUUCUACUCGCCUAGCUGCCCUCACUGUAGGCACUUUGCGCCCGUGUGGCAGGAUGUUGUGGAGGUUCAGGAACAUCUGGCUCUCACUGCCGACUUUCAUAUGAGCAGAGUCAACUGCUUGACAUUCGGUGAUUUGUGCAAUGAGCAGAAGAUUGAGGGAUAUCCCACACUCAAGCUGUAUGCCGAUUCCAAAUACAUUGAGGAUUACACAGGCAAGCGCAAGUAUGAUGAUCUCACAUCGUACGUCACUGCAAGAGCUAGGGAUUAUCAGAAAGCCAAACACGAGGCUCAGAUGCAAGGUCAGGGUCAGAAUGCCGGACACUAGAAUUUUUGGAGGGAAUGGUUUAGCGAAUCCUUCGCUGCUUCAUCAAUGUAUGAUCAUCAUGGGCCAUGCAGCAGCCAGCGCUCAAGCACAUCUUAUUAUCUGUGGGCUUAGCCAGCGCAGCCAUGGGACCAGAUCCAAGCGACGUUCAGAGGUCACAGGCAUGCUGAUUGGUCCGUUUAGCCAUUCAUAGCCUCGAAUCCCUCGCCGCAGCCUCUCCAUUGAAGUGCUGAGCUUCUCCAUGUGUGAGCCUUCCCAUUGCCUGUCG